Molecule: messenger RNA, 5487 nt
Organism: Cryptosporidium ubiquitum
Lineage: Eukaryota; Apicomplexa; Conoidasida; Eucoccidiorida; Cryptosporidiidae
Exons: 1
Coding region: 1-5487 (1828 amino acids)
Biological process (GO): ubiquitin-dependent protein catabolic process
Molecular function (GO): ubiquitin protein ligase binding
Source: RefSeq, a predicted model, not a curated record
AUGCCCAAAGAUAAGUAUGAGGAAGAAUGGGAGGAGAAAUUUGCAAAAAAUAUAGAAGUUAGCAAAAUCAGUAAGGAUAUUAGUGAUAUUCUCCACGAAAUUGAAAAAAAUUGUUUAAAGCCUUUGAUAUACUUUUUAAAGUCCAUUCCUUCGGGUUUUACUCCACUUCCAUUAUCUUCCCUGGAGGCAAUAUUAGAACAUAGUGAAAACGAAUAUGUUAAAUCUGUAUUUGGAGUGGAUAAAAACAUAGAAAGUGAGAUUCGAAACCUUGGGAAUAAUUUCUGGUUCGAUAUGGUAAUGAGUAGUGGAUCUGGAAUAUUUAAUUCUAAAGUGAAUUCUCACUUUUCAAACAUUUUUAAUCAUGAGUUAUUAAAUCAGCUUAAAUACGGUUUAAGUAAUGAUUACUUAAAGGCAAAUGAAGAGGAUAGAGAACAAAAUUGUGAUAAUAAUAUAAUUAAAUAUCACCAAGACGAUAGUUUAAAUCAGAAUGUCAAAACUAGAGAAAAAAGUAAAGAUUUCCAAAAAGAGGAUAGGAACUUCAAGAUAGUGAUUUCUAUAAAACAAAUGUUGAAUAUUUAUAGGAUUGGAGGUAUAAAUAAUGAAAAUGUAUGGACAGCUUUGUUUGGGAAACAGGUAACAGAUAACCAAAGCGAUCAUGUAAUGAUUAAGUAUGUAAUGCCCUCAUUUUUAUCAAAUAAAAUAUUAAUGGAUGCAUAUACAAGUAUAAUUCAUGUUUCAGAGCCUCAGAAUAAUUCAAUGCAAAUCUAUAUAUAUUGUAGAAACAUUCUAAAACAUUUUUGCACUGAUAUAAUAGCUCCUAGGAUACUUAUACAUGCGAAUAUAUUCCUACUAUGGAAUAGUACCUUGAAAGAUUUUUUCAAUAAUAAAACAUAUGAUAAAUUUUUUUCUGAUCUAUUCAGUAAAUCUUCAAAUGGCUCAGAAAAGGUUGAAAUUAAUUCUGAUAAUAACCAUUCAAGCUCUUCUGAUGGUAUCCUUUCUCUAUAUGCAGGUUUAUUGGGAGGAACGUUACCAAGUUUACUUUUACUAAAGGUUCUAGAGGAAGAGUUUGCAAAAUUUAGUGUACUGUCUCACUUUCUAAUUCGGAUCUUUGGUUAUUUAGACAGAAAUAGCUGCCACAUAUUCUCCAAUUCUCCAGAUCUGAACAUCACAGCUUUGUUGUACUUUUAUAAGUGUGUAUUCUUUCCUCUUUCUUCAUCAUUCACGGCUGCCCUAUUAAAUAUUAUUACAGUUGAGAGAGAUUUCUUUAUUCAGGCUUGUCUCAGAAAUUUAUUUUCAACAGGAAUGAGUGACAGAAAUUUAUUCAAUUGUAUUGAGAGGAUUGUGAAUACUGAGCAAGAGAUAAUAGAAAUGGAUGAGGCCGAUGAUGCUGAAGAGAUUUUAUCAGGAACUUUUAGAAGAUUUGAAAGGAAAUCUUUGCUUAAGUGUAGAAAGGAGAACCAUUUUUCUAUUGAAACUGAUAUUAUUAACAGCAGUAUAAUGGCAGAUCAGUUUCCUGGUAAGAACUAUAAUAGGAUUCUUUUUAAUGUAAUUAACAAUAUUAUUUUGAUUAUGAGUAGUAACUCAAAUAAUAAGAUUUCCCUAAGGAGAACUAACACAUCAACUGUUAAUGAGGACUUCAUUCCCAAGUUUAAAAAUGGUUCAUCGAAUAAUUCUUCUUCUUCUUCUUCUUCCUCCUCCUCAUCUUCCUCCUCUUCCUCGUUUUCAUCUCACUUUUUGAAUUCAAGGAUUUGUAUUAAAGGGACUCAAAACAUUAAAAUUGAAAAGAAAGUUACAGAUUUAGAUCGAACCUCUAGAACCAUAGAUCCAUAUAAAGAUUUAGAAGAAAGCCUUUUAGGCUUGAAUAAAAGUUGUAAGGUUUCUGGAUUAUUUUGGUUUCCACAGGAAGAAAUCGAUCAAACAGUGUAUAAAAAUACAAUAGAGGAGCCAUUUUUAAGGGGAACUUUAUACUAUUAUUAUAAUAGGCUUGAAGGUUUAUUUGGAUUUUUAGAUUUAAAGCAAAGCUGUAUGUUAAUUAAUUGUAUUUUAUCAGAAGAGGAAAAAAGAGUUGUCAAAAUAUUUCCUAAAAGAUCACAUACGGGUUUCUUUAAACUAUUGGAAAGUGUAUUAUUUUACUUUCUAUCAAGAAAGCUUUUGGAUUCAUAUAAACAAAGCAUUUGUGGUAUUUUGUUUUUGAGUAAAAGAGAGGUUAGUACUAAGGAAGAAGAAUCAUUAAAUAAAAAUGAUAUGGCCUUGAAUUUUAGUUCUUUAUUCAAAGGAAGUAUUAGAUCUUACAUUAACAACGAUAAUUACUGUGCUUUGAGAUCAAUUUAUUUAUUAUUUCUCAAGGAUACUUUGAGAUCAAACUCACAUAAUGUUUUGAAUAAGAUCUUAAUAAAAUCUGAGAUAUGUAGCCACCAUAAAAAGUUAGAAUUUCCAAUAGGGAGCCUUCAUAUAGAUAUUUCAAAGUUAUCAAGUUCAAUUGGAGCUAAUACAAAUAAUUCAAGUAAUUCAAGCAAUAAAUCAAUUUCAGCUAGUUCAUCUAGACAAUCUUGUUUUUUAUAUUUGGCCUAUGUAAUAUAUGAAUCAAUAAUAGAAGAUAUUACAAAGGUAAUGAAGAUAGAAAAUGAUGAUAUUUUAAAAGGAGAGAAAAAUAAUUCAAUAAGAAUGAGUGAUAGAUUUCUUAGUAUUCAGAUAAUACUAUCACUUUUAAAAAGAUACAGAAGAUUUAUUAAAAUUUCAUUUGAAAAUGACCAAGUAUUAAAGAAAAUUAUUAAUAGAGCUUUUUAUGAUGGUCUUAUCUUACAUCUCCAAAAUUCAAUUUCACCAAAUAACCAUAGUCUUGUUCUUUUCAUGCUUUCUGUGUGGAUAACUUCUUUUAUUGACAACAGGAUUAUUCAAGCUCACGGCAUUUUUUCUUCUUUCAAAAAUGAAAAACUUGUAAAUCUUAACCGAGAUUCCACUGGUGGGUUUCCAACAUGUUCCCAAGAAAAAUCUUUAAACAAAAAUUCAACUCUAAAAGUGUUUUCAAAGUUUGUCUUUGAUUGGUUUAAUAAAUUCUUUGUUAGUAGAUACCUGAAUUACCAGGAGUUACCUGUAAUUGACGAGGUCAUCUCUAUUGCAAUGUCAAUUAUUGAGAGAAUCCUUGAAUCGAGACAUUUUUCAAAAAUUUGCAACAUUCUUAUUAACAAUAUAAUCACUAGUAUAUUCCUUAUAAAGUUGCUUCCAAACUUUGAAAUUAUAAUUUCAUUAUACAAAGAUAGAUUAUGCAAAAGAUUACUUAAUAUUAAUAUUUUGGGCGCCAACCACAAUUUGACAGAUAUGCGGGAAAGUGCAUGCAUUGGCUUACAAGUAUGUUUGGAAUAUUUUGUGUUACUUUGUUUAGAGAAGAAUAAGGAAGGGGAUAGUGACUUUGAUUACUUGGGUGGUGAAAUAGGAAUUAGUGAGUUACUUAUGUCUAUAGAAAAUGACAGAACUUGUUUUAUAGAUAGUUUUCCAGGGAAAUUAAAUAUGGAAGGUUAUGUGAGAGAGGGAGCGAACAAAUCAUAUUUGGAUGAUGACAGCAUAGUUGGGAAUUCAAUGAAUGUAUCUUUGAAUAGUUUAAAAUCACUACUGGAAGAUUUUUUGAGAUCUAUGUUUUCCAGAAAGAAUAUAGAAAAUGAAUUUCAAGUAUUUUUAACAAGUAAUUUUAAUUGGAGAAAAAUGAGCAAUUAUGUGGCAACUCCAGUAUUAAUGAGUAAAUUUCCUUUGGGUAAUGAUAUUGAUCAGAAAUACAGUUCUAUGGAGUUUUUUUCUUACAGUAAUAAUAAGCAUUACAUGGAGGUUAAUAUACCAGAUAAGAUAAAAAAAGAAAUGAAGAAAUUUGAAUUGGAAUAUAAAAAAGAAUAUCCUCAUAGAAAGAUUAAUUGGCUGUGGGAAAAUGGAUUUGCAGUUUUAGAAGCUAAAGGAUUUAAGGCAAAAGUUUUAGUUGAUAAGGAAAAGGAGUUAAUUGGUGAAUUACUUAACUUUAGUAUAAUUUCUUCUUUAUCAGCUUCAAUAAUUUUGCUAAGAAUGGGAGAAUUGAAAGUAGGCCAAGAAAUUACUUUGGGAGAAUUAGUUAAUCGGACUUGCUUGCCAAUGUUUGAGGUUGCAAGAAUUCUAUUAAGUUUGUCUCUUCCUAGUCAAAAAUUAGUUAAAAUUAUAGAAAAUAAUGAUCAUAUUAAAAUGGAGGUUGAAAUUACAAGAGAAAAAAUUAUUAAUUGGAACUCCUGGCUAAAUAAGGAUACAUCCUUUAUUCUUGUUGAAAUAGUAAUGGAAAAUUAUGAGGACUUUGGAGUAUUUAGAAGGAAAAUUCAGUAUUGUCCUAAAAUACUCUCUAAGGAAUUAUUUUUACAAAGAGGAUGUAGUUAUGAUUUUUAUUUAAAGUCCAUCAAUUUUAAUGAAUUAUUUGAAAAAUUCGAUCAUAUUAAUUAUCAUGAAUAUCUUCAAACUCCCAAUUUUGAUAAUUCAUUUAAGAACAUCUAUCAAAUUAAGUAUCCUUGGAACUUAGAUAUUAUUUUGGAUGAUGAUAAAUACGAGGAUUACUUUAACUCUAUGUCAAACAUGAUUGGAUCUGAUGAUUUAUUUUUUUCUAUUCAUUGCAAUACAAAUAGUGAUAAUAAUAAUAUUGUUACUUAUUGCCAGGAAUUUAAUGAUCAUUGUGAUUAUAUUGAUUGCCAGUUUAAUACUAGCAGUUUUAUAUACAGAGAUAACUUUGGCAUUUUGUUCAAUGAAUCCUACAGGGUAGAAAACAUUAAUCAAUCAAUGAUACUUAGGAGUGCUAGAGAUUUAUUAGAAAACCAAAAUAGUAAUACAUUUAGAAGUGUUAUUAUUGACAAUGAAAAUUCUUUGAGAAUUCUUCUCAACCAAUUUGAUGUUUCUAAUGUUUUGAAAAAUGGUAAAACUGUGAAUAGUGAUCACAAUUUAAAAACUAAUAAACAUGUUUUUGAUUCAAAAUCAGAUUCUGAUGAAAACCCUAAAAAAAAGAAAUGUAUUUCAAACUUUCACAGUUGUGAUAAUUCAACAUAUAAUGACACUAAAGCAAAAAUCUCUUCAACUUGUUCAGAUUUCUCAAUUUCCUCUUCUUCCUCCUCAUCACUUAUUUAUAUGGGACACUCCAUUAAUGGACAACUAUUAAAUGGUUAUAUUUCCGGUAUGAUUGACAUUGUAUGUAAAUUAGAAUCCAUUAUUGUUAGACUCUUAAAAAAGUCAAAACAUAAAAGUUAUGAUGAAAUUUUGGAUUUCAUACAAAAAACUUGGAGCCUUUCUGGCGGUAAUAUUCCAACAGUUUCAACAAUUGAUCUGGCUAUAAUUAAGCUGAUAAAACGCGAUUUUAUAAGAUUUAUAUGUAAACAUGUAAAUCAAGAUUGUAAUUGUAGUGAAAUUUCUCAGAAUAUUCUAUCAUAUAAUGAAAAUAACUCUGAUAAUAACAAAAUAUUUUCGCAAAAUUCUAUUUUUGAAUACAUAAACUAA